UGUUUAUUAUUUUUCGUUUGUAAUAUGCUCAUGCUAGAAUAUUUAAAUUACACGUAAUUCUGUUUUAAUUUAUUAGUCCUGACUAAUAUAAUCCCAAACAAGUAUUUACGCGGUCUUGACAUCGCUUGAUUUAUUUGUUUUGUUAAGUUACGCGGUAUUGCAUUUUACUGAAACAAAUAAUUAUACAUUUUUUAUUUAUAGAUAAAUUCUUACAUUCUCACCCAAAUGAUGGAGGACCAAGAAAACUUUAUUUUAGAAAAUGCAGAUUUUAAUGAUAACGUCGUAACUUUGCGAGAGUUAUGUGAAAGGCGAAAAAUAUUAUUACAGAAGAAGAAAGAUAUAUGAAAUAUAUGCAACUAUCAAAAUAAAGCUACAAUACAACCAGUGACGACAUCUUUGUCUCAGAAUCAAAAUCUAACACCAGAGAUACCUUUGUCUGAGAAUUUAACAUCCGAGUUGACUACACUUACUACGAUUUUGGACCCGCCAGAAUCGAUGCAAAAUGUAGAUUAUAAUAUUCCUACAUCGAUUAAAUCUAAUGAUGUAACAGAAAAUCACAAUAAUGACAUUGAUUUUACGUCUUAUGACAAUUUUUUUGUCAACUUAUCAGACAUUACAAACUUAAAGUCAUUAUCACCAGAAUGUACAGAGUGGUUUCCCGAAAGGGAAAUAGAAGAAAAUGAAAAAAAUAUAAAAAAACGCAAAGGAGAUCAAAAUAAUUGGAAGAGAAUGAAAAAUAAAAAACAGAGAAUGAUGGGAAAAGAGUAUAUUGGAUUUAAAAAAGAGGGCACAAAAUUUGUCCAGAACGAUCCUAAACCAGCAAGAAUAAUGGGUCCAAUAUGUAUGUCAACAAAAUGCUUCAGUGGUAAGGCUAUGUAUUGUUCAAAAUUAACAGAAAAAGUUCGAUCUGAAAUAUUUAAUAACUACUGGAAGAUGACUUGGCAAGAAAAAAAAAUGUACGUAUAUUCAAUGGUGGAUAAAAAACCUACAUCUAGAAAAACCAAGGCCUUAAAUUCAAGACGACGUGAUACUAAAAUAUACUAUUUAAAAGUUAAUGAUAAAAAAGAAAGAGUUUGCCUGAAAACGUUUUUGGAGACAUUGGGUAUAAAAGAAUGGACGGUUCGCUAUUGGCUCGGAGAUGAGACAAAUAUUAAGGAGCCUGAAAAAACAGAAGUCAUACAAAAAAUAUCCAAAAAAGAAUUAGCUAAAAACUAUUUAACUGCCCUACCGAAACUACCGUCUCAUUACUGCAGACAAUCUACGUCAAAAUUGUACUUAGAACCAAUUAUACAAUCAAAAUCACAAUUGUAUCGUCUUUAUGUCGAUUACUCGGUUUCGGGAAAUAAACCUGUGGCAUCUAGAAAAGUAUUUGAAAGCGUUUUGUUUGAGGAGAAUAUUGGAUUAUUUCAACCAAAAAAAGAUGCUUGCGACCAGUGCUGUGCUUACAAAAUUGGUAAUUUAUCAGAUGAACAGUAUGCUAAACAUAUCGAACGAAAAAACUUAGCUCGAGCUGAAAAACAGUCUGACAAAGAAUUAGCACAAAAAGGAAUCAUACAUGCAUUAACAGCAGAUCUUCAGGCAGUCAAACUAUGUCCUUUCCUCAAUGCCAGUGCCCUUUACUUUAAAACUAAACUCGCCGUGCAUAACUUUUCUGUGUAUAAUCUUGGCAAUAAUGGAGUCACGUGUUACUGGUUUGAUGAGACAGCAUGCGACCUUAAAGCCACUACUUACGCAUCUUUUUUUGUAGACUACGUAACUAAAUUACUGGAAAAUAAUUGCAAGGACGUUGUUAUAUUUACAGAUGGUUGUACAGCACAGAAUAGAAAUAAUGUUGUAUCGAAUGCGUUGUUGCACCUGGCUAUGGCUAGGAACGUAGUAAUAACUCAGAAGUACUUGGAGAAAGGUCACACGCAGAUGGAAGUUGAUUCAGUCCACUCAGUGAUUGAUAGGAAAUUGAAAAAUCGGGAAAUAUUUUUACCUUCACAAUAUGCCACAAUAACAAAGGAGGCCAGAAAAGUACCAAGUCCUUAUGAAGUUAUUACACCUGAUUAUACGUUUUUUAAAGACUUUGGUCUUGCAGAUUACCGGAUUUAUGAAUCGAUAAGACCUGGCCGAGGAACGGGUGAUCAUUGUGUUAUUGAUAUAAAAGCACUGAGAUAUAAUCCAAAUGGCACGAUAGAUUAUAAACUCCACUUUUCAGAUGAUUUUGUCCCAUUGCCCAGAAGACCAAGGAAGAUUACGUCUUUGAUUAACAGUAUGCCUUCGAUUUAUAAAUCUAGGCAACCAAUUACCAAGACAAAGUAUGAUCACCUACAGGAGCUGAAGAAUGUCAUACCUCAAGACUGCCAUGCUUUUUAUGAUAAUUUACCUUUUAAAUAAUUUAAAGUUACUAUUUUGACUGUGAAAUGCUGUGAUUAACAGAAUUUAAUUAGAAUUUAAGAGCAAAUACCAAACAUAUUAUUAUUGUUAUGAUUAUUAUUUGUUUAUGAAAACUUUAGUUGAAAAUAUUUAAGCACCUGAAACAACGUUAAGUGAUUAUUAUGGAAGAAUCUAGGAAAAGGUUUAUUUUUGUUAUUCCAAGUUUCUUAUUGUUAUAAAAGAUUUUUUCUUAUCUUCAUUAGAUAUGUAAGUACUUACCUAUGCACAAUGUUUUAGUUAAUAAUAAAUAGUUACUAUUUUUUAGUUUCAGAUGAUUAUUUUGAUCUUGUUGAUAAGAAGUCUGAACUCUUGUAACAAGAUCUCUAUUAAAAAUUAUGAAUGAAUAGAUAAUAUUAUCCUUUUGUAAACUGAUUCCGAUACUAAAUACAUAAUAUUUUUGUUAGAAUAUAUUGUUUCAGAUUGGAUUUUUCUAAUAAUAAAUACAACCCUUUA
Melitaea cinxia (Glanville fritillary) is the source of this 2871-nucleotide messenger RNA. RefSeq lists its product as uncharacterized. The transcript has 2 exons. Lineage: Eukaryota; Metazoa; Arthropoda; Insecta; Lepidoptera; Nymphalidae. The coding region runs from base 496 to 2379 and encodes 627 amino acids. The record is from RefSeq and is a predicted model, not a curated record.